CUUCAAACUUCAAAGCUCAUUUCUUUAAUUUUUUAUUAUGAUCCUUCUUCUUACCAACCUAUUGCAACUUCAACUUUAACAUCACAAUCUUCAAAAUACACUAUAAAUCUUUCACUUUCAACUCAGUUACUUGCACAUAAUAUAUACUUUAAUCACUUACUUUCCCUCAUAUUUUUUCAUCGUAUUCAUACAUAAUCUUACUAUAUCUACGUAUAAAGAAGGUUUUUUUUUUCUCGGAGCUGGGGGACUCAACUGGGAGCUCAUAAUCAUGAAGAAAGGGAGCUUAAGCUCCGGUCUCAAACUCACUGUUCCUGCAUCUGAUUGGGGUUCAUUUACCAAGUUUUUGUCUGAGUCUGAAAAUGAAACGUUCAAGGCAGGGGACUUGCUUGUCGACAAGGAAGGUGUUCGAGUUGUUUCUGAGAAGGAAGUGGAAGCUCCACCACCAAUCACGCCACUAGACAACCAGUUGAAUCUGGCAGAUAUUGAUACAAUCAAAGUGAUUGGAAAAGGAAAUGGAGGGAUAGUGCAAUUGGUGCAACACAAAUGGACUAAUCAAUUUUUUGCAUUGAAGGAAAUUCAUAUGAAUAUUGAGGAGCCUAUUCACAGGCAGAUAGCACUUGAGCUAAAAAUUAAUCAAUCAGCACAAUGUCCUUAUGUUGUUGUCUGCUACCAGUCAUUCUACCAUAAUGGUGUCAUAUCAAUCAUAUUAGAGUACAUGGACGGAGGGUCCUUAGAAGAUCUUCUGAACAAAGUUAAAAAAAUUCCAGAGUCAUAUCUUGCUGCCAUCUGCAAGCAGGUGCUGAAGGGUUUAAUGUAUCUUCACCAUGAAAAAUACAUUAUCCAUAGGGACUUAAAACCUUCUAAUCUGCUAAUAAAUCAUAGAGGGGAGGUAAAGAUUACUGACUUUGGUGUAAGCAUAGUCAUGGAAAAUACAUCUGGUCAAGCAAAUACUUUCAUUGGCACACACAGCUAUAUGUCUCCAGAGAGAAUCACUACUGACCAGAGUGGCUACGACUACAAAAGUGACAUAUGGAGCUUGGGACUGAUUUUGCUCAAGUGUGCCACGGGGCAGUUUCCAUAUACACCACCAGAUCAACUUGAAGGAUGGGAAAAUAUUUUCCAGCUUAUUGAAGUCAUUGUUGAAAAACCUUCCCCCACUGCUCCACCAGAAGAUUUUUCUCCAGAAUUUUGCUCAUUUAUCUCAGCAUGUUUGCAGAAAAAUCCAAGAGAUAGACCGUCUGCUCGUGACCUUAUAAACCAUCCUUUUAUCAAAUUGUAUGAGGAGGACUUGAAUGUGGAUCUUUCAACUUAUUUCUACAACGCAGGAUCUACACUUGCAACCAUAUAGAACAUGGUAUGUUUCCGUCCUGGACUUUAUUCAAAGAUAUUAUUACCUAAACUGCAAGUAAACGUGGAAUGUGCUGGUUUGCUUCCAAGUUUCCAAGUCUCCAUAGUAAAUAUAUGAGGCCCUUUCACAUAAACACACAGUUCUGAGCAGUGAACG
This is a messenger RNA of Vigna umbellata (rice bean), 1504 nucleotides long. Its product is annotated as mitogen-activated protein kinase kinase SIPKK-like. NCBI's taxonomy places the organism in Eukaryota, Viridiplantae, Streptophyta, Magnoliopsida, Fabales, Fabaceae. Gene Ontology annotation, molecular function: ATP binding; MAP kinase kinase activity. Gene Ontology annotation, biological process: protein phosphorylation; MAPK cascade. The record is from RefSeq and is a predicted model, not a curated record.